AUGUCCGAAAGGGCAAAAUCAGCUUUAAUAGUAUGGACCUUUGUUCUAAUGAUCGGUUGGCCUACGACCGCAAAACAAGUUUUGCCUAUGUUAUGCACAGAUGAUCUGGAUAGGGAUAGAUUUUAUGCCAAACUUGCUAACAUUUCUCCGAAAAAUGAUAUAGUUGUGAUCGCGGCAGGAAUGUGCAUGAGGAUGCUUCCAUAG
This is a messenger RNA of Dracunculus medinensis (Guinea worm), 204 nucleotides long. The record is from the annotation of a GenBank genome assembly. Lineage: Eukaryota; Metazoa; Nematoda; Chromadorea; Rhabditida; Dracunculidae.